UGCAGGACUUGAACGAGACUCUGCAACUGAACAGAAACCGGUGGUGAAGUUAGUUCGGGGUAAAGGGACAUGGGCUUUUCAUUUAUUCCCAUAACCACAUUUAUUUAGUUGGUGCCCGCCUCCGUCGUCACCCUCCUCCUCCUUCUCCUCCUCCGCGUGCUUUCAACUCAAUCUCACCUGUUGACGCCGACAAGCGUCAAGACUCCCCACACUGAGCUGUCAUUUUUGCUGGGAGGGAUUGAAUCAAACCAGGUGAAGAUAAAGUUGAGCUAACGAGGCUGACAGCUCCACAGAAAACAUCUGGUGAAGUCAAAGUAACUUUUACGCGAUCCUGGCUCGCGUGUGUGAAAAUGAAAGCGCUUUAAAAAGUUGGCUGAAGUGACGUUUCGCUACGGGGUUUUUGUUUUUUCGCUUCCCCCCUCUCCUCUUUCAUUUCGUCCGGCUUUCUUAUGAACUGGACGGCCCACAGCUCUUGUCGUUGAGGUUGGAGCACGUUUUUCCAGAAAUGCCCCAACAUAACAUGGAGAGCCCAAGGAGCCAGUGGCAGCAGGGGCUUCGGCCGCCGUGGAUCACCAGAGUGGCUGGAGGUCAGAGUCCCGCCUCUUCGGGGGCAGAGUCGGACACGGAGAGUAGCAGCACGGAGAGCGAUAGGUCCUGCAUUAAAAAGCUGGAGGUGGGUUCACUGAGGGUCCUGUCAUCGCCCUCAAUGCUCCAAAAGCGAAUCGCAGAGAUCGACCAACAGAAGGAGGAACUAAAGAUUGAGCUGCAGCUGGAGAUCGCCCUACUGCAGGGCGAGCUGCAGACGGAGAGGAACCAGCUGCACAGACACACACAGAAGCUGCAGGCUCUGCAGCAGGAGGCCAGACAAAAAGAGAGGCACAGACACACUGACAGACAAAAGGAGCGAGAGAGUCUGGAGGAGGAGAGACACAGGGUGGAGGAGCUGAAGAGGAGGUGUGAGGAGAAAGAGAAACUGAUCCCCAGUCAGCCAGAAAGCCAGAGAGAACAGCUAACCCUGCAACUGCAAAAGGAGAAGGAGGCGAUGGAAGCAGCAAUUCGGGCCUUUGAGGACUGGGAGUUUCGAGUUCUGGAGCAAGAGAGCGGCAUCGAUGAGGAGGACGACAGCACGGCUGACAAAGAGAAGGAGGGAGAGGAUGGAGGGGGGAUGGAGAAGGAAAUCUUGUGUCAGCAGCAAGUGGUCAGCACAGCGCAGGAGCGAGUCCAGCAGUUAGAGAGACAGCUGAAGGAGAUGGAGAAGGAGAAGGAGAGGGAGCUGAACGCCUUGAGGAAAGAAAGGAGAGAACUCGUCCAUACAACUCAAACGGUUCACAAAGAAAAGAAACCGCUCACUGAUUGGUCGAACAUCACUGGCUCUGCCCCCUGCAUGAUGUCACUUUCCCCUCUGACCGUUCACAAGCCCCCUCAGGAACCGAGCAAAGAUUCUGCCAGUUUGCCCAGAAGACGGAGCUCGCAUCGCAACAACAAACUCAACGACAGGCCGGUCUCCGCACACGGGUUGGUGAGAACGCUUCCAGACAGCCAGACGCCAGAGGCUUUCACUUCCCCCCUUCUCUCCCAUAGACUCAGCAACGGACACAGCAGUGGGCCCAGACCUGGGACCAGCAACGGUGGUGGGCUCCUCACUCCAUGCAACAGUGCAACAAGCUCUCGUGCUGCCAGCCCGUGCAUGUUGGAUCUUGUGGAGAUCGAGAAGAAACUGAGGGAGGCUAAGGCCGAGAGAGAGAGGCUACUCAGAGAGAGGGAAGAGCGACGACGGUUGAUAUUGGAGGAGAGACGACAAAAAGAACUAAACUCUCCCAGAACAGAACCACUGGAGCCAGAACCUCCACAAAGGCCAGAACCAGAACCAAAGGAGCAACCAAAGGCCAGUUCCCCCCCAAACUCCCCAGAGCAGCGCAGCCUGCCCCUUUUCCUCUCUCCCAACUUUGACCUCCGGGGUCAUGUGGAGUCUUUGGGUCACGGGGUGACCGGCUGCACGGACCUGCGCCUGACGUCCCGACGCUGUGCGGGCUUCCUGACCAAACGAGGGGGGAGAGUCAAGACGUGGAAGAAGAGGUGGUUCCUGUUUGACACGGACCACAGACGACUAGCCUACUAUACAGACUGUGAUGAGAGGAAGCUAAAGGGAGUCAUCUACUUUCAGGCCAUAGAAGAAGUUUACUACGACCAUCUACGAACAGCUGCAUCCUCUCCGCGGCCCAGUCUGACGUUCUGUGUGAAGACGUACGACCGGCUUUUCUUUCUAGUGGCUUCCAAUGCAGUAUCCAUGCGGAUUUGGAUGGAUGUCAUCGUCACGGCAACAGACGAGCACAGCCGUUAUUGACCUCUUGCAUAUGUGACUCUAAAAUCCUUGAGUGAAGCUACUGAGCACUGAGUCAUUUCUCUCCCUCACCUGUCUGAGGGGCUGAUUUGGCUGAGAUCCACCUCGGGGUCUCACUCCGUACCUGGACUCAUGAAUCGGUGCUGGAACAGAUGCGCUCGAACACGGAGGAAAUGGUUACUGGAGGAGUGGUGCUUUAGUGGCAGCAGAGGUUCACCGCUGAACCAGCUGCAAACCACAAGCAGCUUUACGCACCAGUGUGCACACUGGCUGUCUGUUACUGGGAGGUUUUACUGUUUGAAACUGACCUCCCUCUGCUGGUCUCAGUCCAGCAUUACAGGACUUCUGAAUACUUCUAUACUAGAAUACACUACAGCAGGGACUGGACACAAUAAUAGCAACACCUGCUCAGUAUAAUGCAAUCCAUCCAACAGUCUAGCAAUAAACACACCUUUGUCAGACUGUCAGAGUUGAGGUGAAACACAGGUGUUUCCAUUAAUAUGUCCACUUCCUAUAUCUUUGUUUUCAGGAAAGACAGACUGUACAUUCAAUUUUCUUGAAUUAAGUUAUUAUUUGGAAAUUUAUAUGGGUUUGAUAUGCAAAUAAGAGAAGGCAUCCAUUGUUAUGAAUGCACUAUUAAAUUUUUAUUUGUAAAAAACA
Molecule: messenger RNA, 3001 nt
Organism: Lates calcarifer (barramundi perch)
Lineage: Eukaryota; Metazoa; Chordata; Actinopteri; Centropomidae
Gene: phldb3
Product: pleckstrin homology-like domain, family B, member 3
Exons: 15
Coding region: 506-2344 (612 amino acids)
Source: RefSeq, a predicted model, not a curated record